Molecule: messenger RNA, 906 nt
Organism: Camellia sinensis
Lineage: Eukaryota; Viridiplantae; Streptophyta; Magnoliopsida; Ericales; Theaceae
Source: RefSeq, a predicted model, not a curated record
AUUUUUCUUUGUUAAAAAAUGGUUUUGAUUUUUCGGUUUUUGUUUUUUUGUGCGAUUCUGAUUUCUAUCUAUGUGGGUAUCUGUAUUACGAUUACUUUCGGUUUACCAGUGUGUUGUAAAUGUUUUUUAUGAUUUUCAUUUCCAUCGCUUUAAGAGACCUUGGGUUUUGCACUGCAGGUCGAAAUGUUGAAAAUCUUGUUAUGCAUAGUGUGCUUAGCUUUAUUUGCAAAGUAGAUGUAAGUCCCAAUACAUAUCUCCUACACCAAGAGCUGCUUAACUUCAUGCUCGUAGCCAUGUCAACUCAGCUUCUUUCUGGGCCAUCACCAGGACCCAAGGAUAUUCACCCAUUCAUUGAUAUGGCAAUGGUCCAGGAAAGCUCUUUUGUUGGUUUGGUUGUUCGCAAACUGCUACUUAAUUACAUCAUGCGACCUCACUUCGCCUUAAAUACUACAUCUUAUGACAUGUUUUCUGAAGGAAAUCAGUCCGGUGUUUUACAGAGAGUUGGUUCUGCAGCUGAUCCUUUGUUGGAGACACUGUGGAAUAUAUUAUCAUGUGUUCUCAGCUUUUGGCUUUGUCCACAAGAUUGCAACUUUUGAGAAGGCUGUAGGUUUUCAGGCAUUGAUCCAAUUCAGUGAUGUUGAGACUGCAGUUGCAGCAAGAGAUGCAUUGGAUGGAAGAAGCAUACCCAGGUACUUGCUUCCAGACCAUGUUGGUUCAUGCCACUUGCGCAUCUCAUAUUCGGCGCACACAGACUUGAAUAGUAAGUUCCAAUCACAUCGAAGCAGUGGAAAAAAUACAAGGCAAAUGAAGCUGGAAAUCAACAUUGCCACCACCUCCGUUGACUUGUUCCACCAUUGUUCUCUUUGGGGACCCAUUCGUUGCCCACCUACUGUGUGGUUCAAGCAG